Pectinophora gossypiella (pink bollworm) is the source of this 3261-nucleotide messenger RNA. RefSeq lists its product as uncharacterized. Bases 468 to 3248 code for a protein of 926 amino acids. The record is from RefSeq and is a predicted model, not a curated record. Lineage: Eukaryota; Metazoa; Arthropoda; Insecta; Lepidoptera; Gelechiidae. The transcript is spliced from 20 exons.
UAGUUUUAUUAUUUGCUGAAUUCAUGAAAUGCGUCCGUUCGCAAUAAACAUGCAAUGAAAAAUAAUAGUAAUUCGUGAUAAAGCUAAUACUUUUACACUACGUACGAACACAUAAACUGACACGUACACAAUUCUAAAGGACUAGACAGAGUCCUAAAUCAUUAAAGGACAGACAUACACAACUCACACCACCCCCUUGAUCCCUAUCGGGAUGGGCAGAUUAAUGUCGAUAUCACUUUCAACGUCCGAGGCCUGUGCUGGGAUUGGAACCUGCGACCGCAAAGUGAGAGGCAAGCGAUCUACCAACUGGGCUACCACGGCUACUUACGGGGCAGAUAGAUCGCAGAAAAAGAUCAAAUGACAAAAUGAUUGUCACUGUCACAUUGCCAAAAUUUCCGUCAACAUGAAAAUAACUAGAAAUUAGAUUUUUUUUUGCAAAUUAUUGUACUUUUUACUUUCUGUAAAAUAUGGAUGAGACAUCGUUAUUAUCAGAAAUUGAAAUUAUCGCAGCCAAAGAUGAUAACAAUCAUGGAUUAGUCCCUAAAUGUAAGCCACCAGAGAAACAGGGCUAUGUUAGCCAAUGGGUGGAUCUCUCCGUCGAACAAGCCGUGAUCAGCGGCGCCAAACUUAGAGAAAGAAAAACAGUUUGCAAUCGGCAACAAAAUACCAUAGACCUUAUCGACGAAGACGAAGAUAAGAGGAAAUCUAAUCGUAUACGUCCUAUUUGUAAACAACGUUUUCAAAGACCUAUCAGACCUGAGAACUGCGCAUGCUCCCCGCGAUCAUGUUCACCAUAUAAGAGGAUGAUAUCCAACGGGACCUAUUCUCCUCUGUCCAAGAACAUCUUCUCCCGUCCCGGUACAGCCAGCUCUAUUUCUAAAGCUAGAAAGCCUCGAAAAUGUCCGUUGAGAAUAGCAGAGCUAGCGGAACCGUCGAAACGGCACUGCAUCGAAACUUGGAGAAGUAAAAAUGGUGCACUGCCUGCAUUUAUGCUAGAUAGAUUGAAACAACACGUUAUGAAUCAAAGACCCAUAGCAAGAAUACCAGACGCAAUCAAUUGUUUUAAACGAAAACCGAAAUGUUUAACGGGGUCGAAGAAGGAGGAUAAAAUGAUAUAUCGAGCCCACAGACACGCGCAAAGAGAAGCGCAAGAAACGUUUGAAAUGAAGAAAUUCUCUGCAAUAUUCGCUCAAAAACUAGCCAAGAAAUUGAUCAAGCCUAUGAACAUUUCUUUAACUAAUGAGAUGGAAGUUUUAUCUAACGUAGUUGCAAUCGAGAUAAAUAAAAUAAUUUCGAAUGAAAGGACUUUAUGCGUCGACUAUAUCAACGAUACAGUAAUUUUAAAAGAAAUGUCUAGUAAGGUAGCGAUUUGGAUAGCUGGCAUUUUAGACGACGCGUACUACAAACUGUUGGAAGAUGAUCUAAGAGCCAAAAAGCACAAGGAAAAUAAACAGGGUAAAGAAGGAAACUUGGUGACGCUCAUAGAGAAAUAUAUACUGAUGCGUUUUGAGGGACAUGCAGAUUUGGAAGAGGAAGAAGGACCAGCUUUGGAUGUGCUCGAUACAAUAGUAGAUAAAGUGGUGCAAUUAUGCACCCAAACUUCGGACCAGGACACAAACACUGAUAACACCGGGAGCCCCGAAGGUGGGAGAUCUCAGGCAAUAGUCGCGGAUCUCGACGAAAGUAUAUACGACACCGGAGACUCCGCCGCUGAGAGACCAGACGAGGACCACGAAGGUUCCGGCUCAGAACACAGCACUGACAAAACUACAACAAUACAUAACACAGUCGGUCGAUACGAAAUCCCUACGUCGGAAUCAACCCAAGAAGAAACGACAGAUGAAUACGAUAAAAAAGGCGAUGAAUACAACAAUAAUGAAGAAGAAAAAGUCUCGACGAAUGCUAAAUUUAGUACCUUAGAGCUGAAGGGAACUGAAGGUGAAAUCAAAAGCCUAUUAAAUGCACUGCUCAAUGAAGCAAGUCUAAACGUGAGUGAAGUGUUUGUGGUAGUAUCUGAAGACCCACUCGCUGAAGACAAAACCGUUAAAUUUUCUAAAGUAGAUAUGGACUUCGGACGACGAGUUAUAACAGAGGACGCGAAACCAUAUUCAGGAAUCUUAUCACCGAAUCGCAAAUCUAAUAUAGUCUUUGCUCCACCAAACGCAGCUUUAUUAUAUGAAGCAGACGAGUCUUGGCCCUCUGAUGUGCUGAAACCAAAACUACAGACUACUGCAAGUGUAAGCAAAUCCGUCACGUCGCUAGGUCUCAUUAUUGAAAGUGAUGAAAAAGCUUCAAACUUAGUACUAACAGGGAAAGCCAACUCUGACAAUGAUAAAACCUCAAGCGAGACUGAACAGUACGUUAAAAUUAUAGACCGACUGAAUAAACUGGGAGACGAUAACGACCGAACCUUGACACCAACGGAUACAUCGGAUGACGAUGGAUUAUAUUCUAGCAAACGUAAAGGUUUUGAACCUGAAUCAGGUAAAACAAGAAACAUAGAUUCAUCGAAGGGAUUGGAGUCAUCUAAAGAUUUAGAUUUCAAAUCCAAACCUGAUGUAAAUGAACAUUUUAAAGAAGACGGGAAAGGAGACUACGACACAGACGACGAUAGGAAUGUCAUGUUAGAAGCUAUAAAGCAAAAAAUGAGACUUUCGUACAACACCAAACCUAAAUUUGAUUACAAAGUGCACCCUCAAACAGCGCCUGCCUGGGUAACCUACAAUCCAAGCGAUGAUUCUAUCUAUGCAGUUUCUACAUCGAAAAAACAAGUCGUGGCACAAACUGAACUUCGCAAAUGGUGCCGGGACUUAGAGAAUACCCUCAUCAAUUUACAACAAUGGAACAACUGGAUUGAUACAACAUGCAAGAAAAUUUUGUCUUUGAAACAAGAAACUGAAAUGAACAAUAUAUUUGAAACUGACAAAAACAGAGGGAUAAAAGAGUGGAUAAAAUUAAAGCGAAACAUUGACAAAGACGCAAUUCUGUGGAGAAAAUUAAAUAAGCGUACUUCAGAGGUUUUGGGCAGCUACACCAUCACAUUUAAUCCUAAGACGGAAGACGGUGACAAGGCUCAUAACGGGCCCUGUAUACAAGAAUCUAUAUUUGAUACUAUCAAUAUGAUAGACGAGCUAAGUUUGUGGCUACAUAGAUUGAUCGUGUCUACUGAGUACUGUGUGAAGUGUAAUUGUAAAAAGUUUUCAAAACGCGCUAGAAAACUUUGUCCGAACAAUACAGCAAGAUGUUAGGUCAUGCUGGGUA